AUGUCUCCACCGCCGCUAUCACGAUUUACACCUUCACCACCACCACCACCACCACCACUGCAAACACCCCACCACGACGACAACAACUACAACACAGACAACCACGCAACAGACAACCACAACACAGACAACGAUAACAUAGACAAAUAUAACACAGACAAAUACAACACAGACAACUACAACACAGACAACUACAACACAGAAAACUACAACACAGACAACCAUAACAUAGACAACCAUAACAUAGACAACUACAACACAGAUAACUACAACACAGACAACCAUAACACAGACAACCAUAACAUAGACAACUACAACACAGACAACCACAACAUAGAUAACUACAACCCAGACAACCAUAGUACAGACAACCAUGACACAGAUAACUAUAACACACACAACUACAACACAGUUAACUACAACACAGAUAACUACAACACAGGCAACCACAACAAAACCAACUACAACCCAGUCAACUACAACACAGAGAAUUACAACACAGACAAUCACAGUACAGACAACUUCAACACAUACAGCAACAACACAGAAAACUACAACCCAGACAACUACAACACUGACAACCACAACACAGCCAACCACAACAUAGACAUAGACAACCACAAAACAGACAACCAUGACACAGCCAACCAUAACAUAGACAGCCAUAACAUAGACAACUACAACGCAGAUAACUACAACACAGACAAACACAUUACAGACAAUUACAACACAAACAACCACGCAACAGACAACGACAACACAGACAACUCCACCAUAGACAACUACAACGCAGAUAACUACAACAUAGACAAUUACAACACAGACAACGAUAACAUAGACAAAUACAACACAGACAACUCCACCAUAGACAACUACAACACAACUAAAACACAGACAACUACCAGACAACUACAACACAGCCAACCACAACAUAGAGUGCAUUUCUCCACUUUCUCCCAAAAUACCUACACCACAGACAAUCACACCACAGACACCCACGCAACAGACAACCACAGCAUAGACAACCAUAACAGAGACAACUACAACACGUACAACCACAACACAGAUAACUACAACAUAGACAACCAUAACAGAGACAACUACAACACGUACAACCACAACACAGAUAACUACAACACAGGCAACCACAACAAAACCAACUACAACACAGAUAACUACAACACAGACAACUACAACACAGACAACUACAACAUAGACAACCACAACACAGACAACCAUGACACAGAUAACUAUAACACAGACAACUACAACACAGACAACUACAACACAGACAAACACAGUACAGACAACUUCAACACAUACAGCAACAACACAGAAAACUACAACACAGACAACCAUGACACAGACAUCCAUAACACAAACAACUUCAACACAUACAGCCAUAACGAAGAAAACUACAACACAGACAACCACGCAACAGACAACCACAUCACAGACAACCAUGACACAGACAUCCAUAACACAAGCAACUUCAACACAUACAGCCACAACACAGAAAACUACAACACAGACAACCACGCAACAGACAACCACAUCACAGACAACCAUGACACAGACAACCAUAACAUAGACAACUACAACACAGACAACUACAACACAGACAACUACAACACAGAAAACUACAACACAGAUAACUACAACACAGAAAACUACAAUACAGACAAACACAGUACAGACAACUUCAACACAUACAGCCACAACACAGAAAACUACAAGACAGACAACCAUGCAACAGACAACCACAACAAAGACAUCCACAACACAGACAACCAUAACAUAGACAACUACAACACAGAAAAAUUACAACACAGACAACUACGCAACAGACAACCAUAA
Molecule: messenger RNA, 1857 nt
Organism: Mizuhopecten yessoensis (Yesso scallop)
Lineage: Eukaryota; Metazoa; Mollusca; Bivalvia; Pectinida; Pectinidae
Product: probable cyclin-dependent serine/threonine-protein kinase DDB_G0292550
Exons: 4
Coding region: 1-1857 (618 amino acids)
Source: RefSeq, a predicted model, not a curated record